GUGCCGCUGUCGCUAGUCACGCUUAAAUUGGUACGGCGACACAAAUGGGAAGUGCAAGUUUGAGCCUUUGAUAAACUGCAGUUGUUUUUCGCUGAGAGCGUCUCAUUUUUUUUUCAAAUCACCUACAAAAUGAGCUUCGGUAAUACCUGCUUGAAGACCAUCAGUGCUAUAUUCCAAACAACUUUUAUAAUUGCUGGACUGGCUCUAGUAGCGUAUGGAUCAUUCACAGCUUACAUCAUCCUUGUCACAAAUAGUGAACAAGUUAUAAAAGAAUACGUUACCAUUCUUCCGUCGGCAAUUACGAUACUCUUUGGACUGGUACUAGUGAUAUUAGUAAUCGUAGGCUGCUGUGGGAUUUGUAGAGAAUCAAAAUAUUGCGUCGAAUCAUACGCCUCAUUUCUAAUUUUGCUGGCCUUCUCACAGCUGGCUUUUGGAGGAUACUGCAUUAUCGUUUAUGGAAAUCCUAACUACACAAGAAGCUUAUCCAUGCGAAUAAGCGCAGACAUAGAAAAUGCCGUAACAAAUUAUAAAGACAACCCCGAAAAGAUGGACAACAUACAAAAUUGGAUGAAAUGUUGUGGUCACGUAAAUGCCGUAAACGAGUAUAAUUUCUACCGUGGUCAAUUGCCGAACCAAAGUGAACUACCCCCUUCCUGUUGUGGCGGAUCAAUCGUGACCUGCACUUUUGACACAAAUGAGCUUCACACCAAAGGUUGUUCCGAAACCGUCUCACAAUUCACGAUCGUGACGAACUACAUUAUGGGGUGGAUUUCUGUGGUCGUUGGCAGCACUGAGCUAAUCGCUGCUUUAUUGGGAAUAUGUCUGUCCUGCUGUAUAUGGAGGAACCAAAUUGGGAGCUGGAGAUAACUGCUAGUUGCACAAUUUACCGUAAAAUUGUUUUACUGGGAAUUGUUUUCAGUAAGACUUGACCAAAUAUGUAAAAACAGCAUAAUUUAACUAUGCCUUUGCCAAUUUGACAAGUUGUUAAUUUAGGCGUUUUUUGCAGUUGAUGAUAUUGCAAUCUCAGAUGUCAUUUCUGACAAUAUCAGAAAGAUAUAAUCAAAUUUAGCCAAUUAUAUUGUACUAUAAAAAAAUUCUUAAUAAGAAACUUAUGUUUUUUUUAAUUACUUUAUUACAUGUUGAUAACAUCUCGAAUCAAAAGUGUCAUCAAAAGAGGGAAUUUGCGUUUAUUACGAUUAUGCAGAAUGACAAAGCAAGACAAGACAAUAACUGGAAUAAAAAUCGAAUUUUUAAACACAUAGAAAGGAUAAUUUUACUCGUUUAAUAAUUGUUCAAGUAUUUCUUAGAUGUACCUAUAUCAGCUCAAUAAACUCUGAUGCCAAAAAUUUGCACACUGAAGAAUAAUAUAUAGCCUAUUAUAGCCUACAAUAUUUUGAUCAAAACGCUUUUUUUCAAUAUGUAACUCAGCUAUACACAACUAAGGUAAAUAUGAUAAUAAUAUGUAUCUGUAAAUUAAUUAUGUUGUCACUAGUUUUAUCGGAUUUAUUUAACUACAAAGAAUUCAUAAUAAUUGUGCAUGUUUUGAUCACCAUUCAUUAUAGUCAUUUAUUCUAAGCAUGAAUUUUAAAUUUAUGGGUGACAUUUUAUAAUACAAUGGAUUCAUUAGGGUCCAUUUAUUGUGAAUUGUUAUUCGUUAUUAUUUUUACUCAGUUUAAUAUUUAAGUAUAUUGUUAGAAUAAUAAAAUGUUUAUCAAAUUGUUGAUAUUAUAGCUUUUAAGAGAUCUUUUCUACGAAAGGUUGUAAACAUUAAUUUUGUUUAUGCUAUAAAAAUUCCUCUAUAA
Anoplophora glabripennis (Asian longhorned beetle) is the source of this 1802-nucleotide messenger RNA. RefSeq names its product CD63 antigen-like. NCBI's taxonomy places the organism in Eukaryota, Metazoa, Arthropoda, Insecta, Coleoptera, Cerambycidae. Gene Ontology annotation, cellular component: membrane. Bases 130 to 867 code for a protein of 245 amino acids. The transcript is spliced from 5 exons. The record is from RefSeq and is a predicted model, not a curated record.